Dovyalis caffra is the source of this 657-nucleotide messenger RNA. Lineage: Eukaryota; Viridiplantae; Streptophyta; Magnoliopsida; Malpighiales; Salicaceae. The record is from the annotation of a GenBank genome assembly.
AUGCAGAGUUGGUUUUCAAGCAGUGGAGAAGAUCAACAAGAGAAACCCUCAUCUUCUUUGUUGGCUGAUUGGAACUCAUAUGCAGCAACAACUGAUGCAAAUGAAUCCACUAUUGGAUUAGGCUCCAUCGGCAGCUUUGAUCUUGAAGCUGCUGUUCGCUCUGCUAAUGACACUGUUUCUGGCACCUUCAAUGUGGUUUCUGGGAACUUCCAGUCUGCCACCAGUAGCAUUCCUUCAGGAAAAGCUCUUGUGUAUUUUGGUUUAUUUCUAGCAACCGGGGUGUUCUUUGUUUUCAUUUCAUUUUCCCUGUUCCUUCCUGUCAUAGUACUCCUGCCCCAGAAGUUUGCUAUCUGUUUUACACUAGGUUGUUGCUUUAUUAUUGGGUCAUUCUUUGCACUCAAGGGUCCCAAGAAUCAACUUGCUCACAUGACAUCAAAAGAGAGGCUUCCAUUUACGUUGGGAUUCAUAGGCAGUAUGGUGGGUACCCUAUAUGUAUCCAUGGUGCUUCACAGCUAUGUUCUCUCUGUACUCUUCUCCGUGAUACAGGUUCUUGCCCUUGUAUACUAUGCGGUUUCAUACUUCCCUGGUGGAUCUACUGGGCUGAAAUUCCUCUCGUCUUCCCUCACCUCAUCAGUGAUGAGACUUUUUGGGAGGUGA